AUGGGUAUUCGUACGUACGAGUACAUCCUCAAACGUCGUCUCUACGAUGGUCUCAACUCCGACUACCUACGAGAAAAGGUCGACAAGGAACUGAGUGACCCUAAGGUUUCCUAUGAGAAGUUUGUCUCUUAUCUAUCUAACUUUGAGCGCCGACGUCUAGGCCGUGAACAACGACAGAAACUCUAUGAUGAGAUCGUUAAUUCUCGCUUGAGGUCUAAUGAUAAGACCGCCAAGCCAGCUACCUCUAAGGUUCACACCUUAGGUGAUACGACUACCGACUAUGAGGAGCCACAGUUAUGUUCUACUGGUGCUGACCCUAUGUCUAUCAAGUGCUAUCGGUGCCUUCAAUCUGGUCACCCAGCACGUCUAUGUCGUGGUAAGCUUAGCGACCUCGAGUCCCGUUGUUCUAAGUGUGGUAAUCCUAAUCACACUAAGGAUUCGUGUGAAAUCCCCCCUAAGUCCUUGAACUGUCAAAGAUGUCUACAGCAUGGACAUCUAGCCUAUGUAUGCCCUGCGUCCAAGCCCAUUGACUCUGACUCUCACAAGAAAGGUAAAGGCAAGACUAUGAAGUCUACUAAACACAAGUUCAAGAUGGGUGGUAAGCGGCAGAGUGGACCCUCUUCAGCCAAGCCUGGUCCCACAACGCCUUCUACGAAUGCUCAAGUUAUGGAUGAAUCUUCUAAGGCUAAUAUUAUUGGAUCGUCUACCACUUCAGCCUCUACUAUUUGGGUCUCACCCCUUAGCUCAACCGACCUCAACUCUAACUCAAAUGCUCUUCAUGCCAACAACGGAGCAUAUUGUUCAACAACGCCUUCAAAGUCCUCACGGAUCUCUAUGGUGGUUGGUGAUCUAUCGGUAUGCGGUGUAGUACGACCUGUUCUCUACGAUACCGGCGCUGACGUCUCCCUUAUCGCAGUUGGGACUCUACGAAAGAUCACUAGCAAACAGCUACGUUUUGGUGACCCAUCUACUCAAGGGCGGGUAAAUGUUGCUAAUGGCUCAAGCCUCUCUAUUCUAGGAAAGGUUGAGCUAGAGGUCGGCUAUGGGAAUACCUUUACAAAAGAUACCUUCCUACUCGCCUCUGAUGAGUUGAGUACUCCUGUUAUUAUUGGAUGCUCUACUAUGGCUAAGCUACGUACCACUAUAUCUAUAUCGCCUGAUGGUAUCAUCGUUCGAUUGGGAGAACGAUCUACUCAAGUUUCUACAGUUGAAG
Perkinsus marinus ATCC 50983 is the source of this 1213-nucleotide messenger RNA. RefSeq lists its product as hypothetical. The annotation marks the transcript as partial. The transcript has a single exon. Gene Ontology annotation, molecular function: nucleic acid binding; zinc ion binding. Lineage: Eukaryota; Perkinsozoa; Perkinsida; Perkinsidae. The record is from RefSeq and is a predicted model, not a curated record.